This is a messenger RNA of Nomia melanderi (Alkali bee), 4043 nucleotides long. RefSeq names its product Neurospecific receptor kinase (gene Nrk). Gene Ontology annotation, biological process: protein phosphorylation; multicellular organism development; cell surface receptor protein tyrosine kinase signaling pathway. Gene Ontology annotation, molecular function: Wnt-protein binding; transmembrane receptor protein tyrosine kinase activity; ATP binding. Gene Ontology annotation, cellular component: signaling receptor complex; plasma membrane. Lineage: Eukaryota; Metazoa; Arthropoda; Insecta; Hymenoptera; Halictidae. The record is from RefSeq and is a predicted model, not a curated record.
GGCUCGUUACAAAACGAGCAAAUUUGCCGUUUGUUCGUCGCGUAUCGGCAUUGUAAAUAAAACGGAAUGCUCAGCCGUAUAUUGGUUUAUCAUACGCAUGAUAAGGGAGAGAACGAACAUUUUUGUUAGGAUAGUUUAAUCAUUCUUAUUGUGCAACGAUUUAUGUGUUUGAAGCUGUAGUUUUGUUCAUUGAGAUUACGUUUGUUGAAUUAUCGUACUGACCCCCAUUGAAAAUAGUUUGAAAAAUUACAAUCGAUAAUUGUAAUAUUCAUUCAGUGAUUGUCGAAUGGGACUACGCGUGAAAGUUCAUGUAGGAUGGAGCGUAAUAAUCGACUUCACGCUAAAAGAUAUUUAACUUAUGCUAUGGAUCCGAUGCAAUUCAAUGUAAAUUAAACGAGCAUCAAUACUGGCGUACUUUCUCAUGUAGCGAUUUCUCCUUUAAACAUGUGAUAUUUUCUUCUUGGCCUUACCUCGACGCAACACGUUUAAAUAAUGGUGUUCUGGAUUUUUUCUCUGAUAGCAAUCAUUUUGCAUUUCAGUUCUGCUCAAACUAAACCAGAAUCCCAUGGUUAUUGUUCACUUUAUAGUGGACAAAUCUGCAAAAAAUACCUAGCUGGUAUUGGGAAUGGUAUGGUAUGGUUCAAUGAUUCUAACAAUAAUCCUGGAGGAUUAUUGAAUGAACAGAUUACCACCAAUUUGUGGGAGGAAUUGAUACAGAAACUUAAUGAACCAUGUCGUUCAGCUGCAGAGAAAAUGUUGUGCAUGUAUGCUUUUCCACAAUGUCACAAUUCAGUCGGCCUACCAUUAUGUUACGAAGAUUGCAUGGCAGUGCGUCAUCAAUUCUGUUUCAAUGAUUGGGCAAUGAUAGAGGAUAACAAGCAGAGAAAGAUCUAUAUUAGAUCAAGGGGACAUUUUACACUUCCAGAUUGUGAAACAUUGCCAAAAAUAGUUAAAGGGAAAGAGACUUGUUCGCACAUACAUUUGACUGAUGUGAAUGAAGAGCUAGUUACACAUGAUUGUGUCAAAGGCAAUGGUAGAUUUUAUAUGGGUAAAGUAAAUAAAACAAAAUAUGGUUUGGAUUGUCAGGCAUGGAGUGCGCAAAUACCCCAUAGUCAUGAUAGACCACCAGAUGUCUUCCCUCAAAUUCGUGAUGGUGAAAACUAUUGUAGAAAUGCUGGUGGAGACGAACCAAUGCCAUGGUGCUUUACCAUGGAUCCUAUGAUACGAUGGCAACAUUGUGAUAUUCCUAUAUGCGAUAAGGUAACAAGUAAAGUAUUGGAGGUCGACCCAAAAGAUUUAACAAUGGAUACAUUGUUUACUCCAAUGUUUAUACUAAUACUGUCUUCAUUGGGAUUUAUAAUUAUAGCUGGAACUGUAUUAUCAAUUAUUUUGAGUCACAGACUUCAUAAACGACAUCAAGGAUACAAUCCAACAAAUAAUCAGUAUAUAACUAUUGAUCUGGAUAAAUUACCAAGCAACAAUGCCUAUCACAAGACAAGCGCGCAGCUUAAUCCAAAGUUGGAGAAGCUUGAAUUUCCUAGAAAUAACGUUAUCUAUGAACGGGAUUUAGGUCAGGGUGCUUUUGGUAGAGUGUUUCAAGCAAAAGCACCAGGUUUAGUUCCAGGCGAGGAAUUCACUAACGUCGCUGUUAAAAUGCUUAAAGAUGAAGCAUCAGAAGAUCUGCUUAAAGAUUUUGAGCGUGAAGCGUGUCUACUAGCCGAAUUCGAUCAUCCGAACAUUGUCAAAUUGUUAGGUGUAUGUGCGUUAGGUCGACCUAUGUGUCUGCUCUUUGAAUAUAUGGGCCGCGGUGACUUAAAUGAGUUUCUACGAUCUUGUUCACCUGGAAAUUAUAUUAUCCGAAGUUUGGAAAGGGAUGAACAUUUUACGGACUCUCGAUUAUCGCACAUGGAUUUGAUUAAUAUCGCGUUGCAAGUGGCUUCCGGUAUGGUGUAUUUAUCCGACCGAAAGUUCGUCCAUCGGGAUCUCGCGACCAGGAAUUGUUUGAUCAAUGACCAAAUGAUUGUCAAAAUAGCAGAUUUCGGACUGUCACAAAAGAUCUAUCUGCAAGAUUAUUAUAAAGGAGAUGAGCAAGAUGCCAUUCCAGUUAGAUGGAUGCCUCUAGAGAGUAUAUUAUAUAAUAAAUACACUGUGGAAUCUGAUGUAUGGGCUUUCGCAGUAUGUUUAUGGGAGAUAUUUAGUUUCGCUCUUCAGCCUUACUAUGGAAUGACUCACGAAGAAGUUGUAAAAUACAUUAAAGAAGGCAAUGUUCUUCAGUGUCCAGAAAAUACACCCCCUGCCAUAUAUGAUUUAAUGAAACUGUGCUGGAAUAGGAGACCAUCGGAUAGGCCAGCUUUCAGAACCAUCUAUAAUACAUUGGAUACUAUAAAGCACAAUUUAGAAGCGGAGAAUAAAUCGGAUAGUGUUCCGCUGCGUAUUCACGUUUGAACCUGAUAAUAAUUUGUACCAAAUGGAAACUCUAUGAUUCAUGAAAUUAGAGAUUAAGGCGAUAUUUAUGCAAAGAUAAAGGUAAGUGAAUGGUAAGAAUCGUACCUACGUGUUACGCGUAAUUGCCUUUGUUAUGUUUGUUGCGUAGCCUUGUAAAACAAACUGACUGAAGUGUUUAUAAAAAACGUUUGAUAUUAGCAACCAUUAUGUUUACAAUAUUGAAUACACAUAUAAAGCAAAAUCGAUGACCUUUUGAUACAAUUUUAAAAGCAAAUGAAUUUAUGUACUCUUUUCAUAUUUUUGCUUGUAUAUACGUAUAUUGGAUUGAAUUUUCAUUUUUGUUCAACUUUAAUGAAAGUCCUUAUCUACAUUGUCCUUAGACUAUGUUUACAAUUAAAAGAAUUACAAUAUUUGGGAUAAUUAUAUUGCUUUUGUAGAUUAUAAACGGUUAUCUCAAGUUGUAUUUAUUAACAAUUUACUUUUACUUAUAUUGGAAUUACUUUGUGUCAGUUUCACACAAACAUAUGUAUUAUGUUUAAAUCUAUUGUGAUUUCAUGCAUUCCGUCAACGAAUUUUACAAUACUAUAACAUAUUACUGCCAGUAAGAGUAUUAAUGAUGAACAUACUGAGAUAAAGAUUUCAGUGGUAAUAUAGUACCAACACAUACAAUGUUUUUUGUUUAAAUAAAUGGACUGCAAAUUUUUAUAUGUUGCAAGAACAUAAAUAUUUGCAGUCUACUAACGAAACCACAAAACUUAAUAUAUAAAGCAGCUAACAAAAUAAUUUGAACAUAUUUAGUAUUAGUAGAUUAUCAUUUUUUUCAGAUGUAUAAACAAAACCGAUUUAUUCAAUAAUCAUUCUAAGAGUCUUUAUCAAUUUUUUAACACAACAUGCUUCUAGCAAAUUGUAUAUACGUAUUACUUAUUUCUCAAAUUAUGAAAGAUGAAAUUUUAUACUUCAUACAGUUUAAGGAAACAUAAAAGUUAAAAAAUUUCAUCCUUAUUAUAUAAAGAAAGUUUAAUUUUUUCUUAAACGUUUUCGUAAGUGAAACAGUAUUUAUACAAAUUUUACUAUCUUGUUACUAUCAUUAUUAAAAACUUGAAGACUGAUGAUACAUUUUUUAAAAAAUAAGUUUUAAUAUUAUAAGUAUACUUCUUUUUUUUAAAUAAUUUGUUUUAUAUCAUUGUGAAGAUUCAAUUUUCUCGACAUUCUGUGUACAAGACUACAACUGUGUUUAGUUCUAUUGUUUGACUUGAUCAUAACUGUAUACAUAUAUCUAUAUAUUUAUAUGCGUAAUUAUAUGUAUUAGCAAAUACAUUUGCUGUAUUUCCUCACUUCUUCAGAACUGAAAUAUCUUAAGAGACAUAUGCUAUGUUGGCAAACAGACUUUCCUAUAGAUAUAUAUAUAUAUAUAUAUAUAUAUAUAAAACAACAAAUAAUGAUGUUUCGCUGAAGCCUAAGACAGAUAAUACUGAAUUUAUAUAGCUGUGCGAACAAUUUGGCCAUAAAAAAAGAAUGGGUUUAUAUUUAGCGACGUUAUGUGUAAACUGUCCUUAAUUGUUAGAUGUUAGAUCGUUGCUGUACCAAAAACAUAGCCU